CACGCCUCCUCUUUCCAGUGGCCGAUCCGCUCCCCGCCCACCCCGGCCCUGCUCCCCAGCGCUGCUGCGUCCGAGCGCAUCCUUCUCCCCUGCGCGCCCCUUUGCAGCGCCUGGGAGCUGAACGGCGCCCGGAGGCUCGGAUCACAAGGCGGGGGGGGGGGGAGAGACUCGUGGGGGUCGCCUGCUGCAGUCCAAAGCUGUUCCUUACUGCCGUCUCGAACCCUGAUGCUUUUUGGAAUGAGCGCGUGCGGCAGGAAGGCUCUGACUCUGCUCAGCAGCGUGUUUGCUGUGUGCGGCUUGGGGCUCUUAGGAAUUGCUGUUAGCACCGACUACUGGCUUUACCUGGAGGAAGGAAUCAUCCUGCCCCACAAUCAGACCACCGAAAUCAAAAUGUCGCUGCACUCUGGUCUCUGGAGGGUCUGCUUCUUGGCAGGUGAGGAGCGUGGCCGGUGUUUUACUAUAGAAUACGUCAUGCCCAUGAACGUCCAGCUGACGUCUGAAUCAACAAUCAAUGUUCUAAAGAUGAUUCGUUCUGCUACGCCUUUCCCUUUGGUCAGCCUCUUUUUCAUGUUCAUCGGGUUUAUACUGAGCAAUAUUGGACACAUUCGGCCUCACAGAACCAUCCUGGCCUUUGUAUCAGGAAUCUUCUUCAUUCUGUCUGGUUUAUCUCUGGUUGUGGGGCUGGUGCUGUACAUAUCCAGCAUUAACGACGAGAUGCUGAACCAGACCAAGGAUUCAGAGACUUACUUCAGUUAUAAAUAUGGAUGGUCAUUUGCUUUCUCUGCUAUCUCUUUCCUUCUCACAGAGAGUGCUGGUGUGAUGUCCGUCUACCUGUUCAUGAAACGAUACACGGCCGAGGAGAUCUACAGGCCCCACCCCGGCUUCUACCACCCCCGUCUUAGCAACUGCUCUGAUUACUCAGGGCAAUUCUUGCACCCCGAUGCCUGGGUGCGCGGACGCAGCCCCUCCGAUAUUUCCAGUGAUGCAUCUCUCCAGAUGAACAGUAACUACCCUGCCCUGCUCAAAUGUCCUGAUUAUGAUCAAAUGUCCUCCUCCCCAUGUUGAAUGGCAAUUAACACCAUUGCCUACUUGGGAUUAAGAGCAAGCAGCUGCUGUGUCCUGACUCAGUUUGUCAUUUUUAGGCCACUUUUUCAGGACAAUCCUCUAUUUAUAUGAUCAUAAAUGGUGUUAAUCAUUGCCUAGAGAGUGUGGUAGUUUUUUGGGUUUUUUUAAAUGAUACUUACCCUGCAUAUCUGAAAUACAUCUAAGUCCUGAUCCCCCAGCCAUUCCACACACCCAACAAGUAGUAGCUUUGGAUGUGGAAUAGAUCCAGGAUUGGGCUUAGAGAGGGUUUGAUGUCAAAGAACCACCAGUAGCAAAAAUGCAUUUCAUGGUAGGUGGCACAAGCUUGUGUGUUCGUAUCAGUUUGCUGUAGAUUUAUUGGCAUGAACGAUACAUGUACAUUUCUAAGUAAUGGUAUUAAUUACAAAAGUAUAAAUUGCAUCUUGAUUUGACAUUCACAAUGAUGGACCAUCAUUUCUAUGUAUCAUUUCUAAGUAGGCCAUAAUGAUCAAUAGCCAUCCCUCCCAACUAUACCUCAGGGGAUUUUCAGAGGUCUAUAAUUAAGUUAGGUUCCCACUGAGUUUCUGUAGGAGCCAAGACAUUCAUUUAGGGCGUUUGGCAAAUCAUGUCCAAAAACCAUUCAUGUUAGACCUCCCUCCAAUAUGACUUUGAAAACUUUUGACAUCAGAAAGGCAAAUUCUUGAAACAAACGGUCAGAUUUUCUGCUGGUAUAAAUUGUCAUAGAUCCAUGGAAGUCAGUGGCGCUCUGCUGAUUUCCCCCAACUGAAGAUCUGGUGCAAAUUUUAUAUUUUACAGAAAAUAGUAUACAUUAUUUCAAGCUUGAUUAAUUUUGCAGCGUACCUUCAUUGGGGACCUCGUCAUUCAUGAAAAUGUCAAUGUUAUACACUUUGGUCUUGGAGGACUGAGAGCUACCAGGAGAUGAGUAUCAGUCCAUAUCUAAAUUUAGUUUGGGGAACCGAAGGUGAAAAUCUAUAGACAGUACUGUUGUAAAAAACCACAAGAUUACUGAAAGAACAGUGUCAGAAUGUAUGGUUUCUACUCUUGUUGUUUUAAUGGCCUCAGAAAAUGUCCGCAUAAGAAAAUCCUGCAGGUGUUUUUUGUAUAUUAUAUUUUAAUUUAAAGUUUGAUUGUACUAAAUGUAAUGCACUGACGUUCAACCUCAUUACAAUGUAUUUGUAAUGACCCUUGUACUAUUUUAUCAUUACCGUAUAUACUCGAUUAUAAGCUGGUUAGUUUAUAAGCCAACCCCCACCCCACAAGAUGGAUAAGUAAAAAUGGAAAAAUUUUAUAACCCAUUCAUAAGCCAACCCUGUAACUCAGGGGUCAGCAAAUUUUGGCUCCUGGGCCAUCAGGAUAAGCUCCUGGUGAGCCGAGAUAGUUGUUUACCUCAAGCGUCCACAGGCACGGAGGUAAACUUAAGUAAACAAAGUGUCCCAGCACACCAGCUGCUUACCCUGAUGGGCCGGACAACAACUGGUGGGGAAAUGUUUUUUGGGGGGGAGAAGCUGGGAGUCAGGGGAGUAACCCCUGUGACCACGCCCCACAUGACCCCACCCCUAGCCCGGGGACCCCCACACUCUCCCCAUCCCAUCCCUUCCCACCUUAUCUGGGGAGGGCCAGGGGAGGAUGUCUCUGACCUGGAUGGAGCUGCUCCAAUAGGCUGGGCAGCGCGGCCACAGCCUGCUCUGGUGGGCCAGACUGGGCGGCGCGACCACAGCAUGUUCCAGCAGGCUGGGCUGGGCGGCACGGCCACAGCGUGCUCUGUGGGCGGGGCCGAGCGGCACGGCUGCAGCCUGCCAGUCCUGGAGCUGCGGCUGCUUCAGAGGCUGGGGGGAGAGCAGCGUGGCCAGAAGCGGAGAGACGCUGGCCCCGCCUCUUCCCUUCUGUGUCCGCUGGCCCGCGCUGCCUCUCCUUGCUGCCUCUGUUGGGGGGAGGAGCUGUGUCCCACCUCUCCCUCUCUAUCCCCGUUCAUAAGCCGACCCCCUUCUCUGGUGCUUCCCUUUUUCACUAAAAAAAUUCGGCUUAACGAGUAUAUACGGUAUUUACAACAUAUUCCAAAAUAUGAUCCCAGUUCUGUAUCAGGAGCCAAUGGCACAGAGCCCUGUGCCCACUGGGUUCUGUGGGGCCCCUGCACAGAUAUGUGGGUUUGUGGUUGCCAAUCUGAUGUAGUAUCAGGGCUAAUACUAUCCACCUAUUCCAGAUAAGAAAUGUAAUGUGUAUAUACUGUCGCCUUUACUCCGGGAUAAUUUGCUUUGUUUUAAACCAGGGCAUCAUUUUGUACACUCCAGAAUUUGUAAAUAUGGUUAUAUUUCUCUGUACGUUUUUAUAUGCUCUCCCUUAAGGCAUCUGUUUCUCAUUUUAAAAAUAAUGUAUAUAUUUAUGUAAUAGAUUUGUUUUUAGGCAUAUUUAAGCAUUAAAAAACAACAACAGAACCCUUAAAUUAGAGCUUGAUAUUCAUUACUUAUAAAUAGAAAAUGACCUGCUCAGUCCAGAUGAAGGAUUUAAAAGCUGAGCGUCUCUUAAUGUGUGGUGUUGCAAUGUGCAAAUAUAUAUAGGCCUGCAAACACAUAUGCUCGUUGUCAGGAAAACAUCCCUUUUCAGAACAGUUAUGAAGAGUCUGCUUAAAUUCCAUCAAAGUCCCACGAGUAAUCUCAUAGAAGUCAAUGGGACUACCCAUGUGAUAAAGUUUUCCGUGUAUAAGUGUUUGCAGGGCCGGGGCUCUAUUAGGGAGCCAGGCUAUAAUCAGGUAGAGUAAUGAUUCAUGCCUUUGCCAUUUUGCCAACUGUUCAGUUUUCAGACUUUAAUUUUCAAUCUUGUUAAUGUUUGGUUAGACUCUCAGUGUACAGAGAGCAUUUAGAAUAGAACUGUUUUUACCGAUACAAUGUUUAUAAAUUGAUUAAAUAAGUUUGAUGGUA
Malaclemys terrapin pileata is the source of this 3998-nucleotide messenger RNA. RefSeq names its product calcium voltage-gated channel auxiliary subunit gamma 5 (gene CACNG5). Gene Ontology annotation, cellular component: AMPA glutamate receptor complex; postsynaptic density membrane. The record is from RefSeq and is a predicted model, not a curated record. Bases 226 to 1065 code for a protein of 279 amino acids. Lineage: Eukaryota; Metazoa; Chordata; Testudines; Emydidae. Gene Ontology annotation, biological process: regulation of AMPA receptor activity; neurotransmitter receptor transport, postsynaptic endosome to lysosome; transmission of nerve impulse. The transcript is spliced from 6 exons. Gene Ontology annotation, molecular function: channel regulator activity; voltage-gated calcium channel activity.